CCCCCCCCACACACACUCACACUCGCAAUGGAAUACAAGGAAAAGGACGACAACGGAGGCACGUCCGUGCAGCCGGCGUACGCGCCCCCCGCGUACGCGCCCGACGCGGGGUCUGACCCCGAGAAGGCGUACCGUGUCGACCACACGGGGACGACCAUGCCGGGGAUGAACUUGAACAACCGCGGAGAGAUGGAAGGCGGCGUCAAGCGCUCGCUCAAGCAGCGACACAUGGCCAUGAUCGCCAUCGGCGGCGCUAUCGGUACUGGUCUCUUUGUCGGAUCGGGCGGCGCGCUCGCCAACGGCGGCCCCGUGGGCGUCUGGCUGGCCUACUGCAUCAUGGCGUCGAUGGUCUUCUCGAUGAUGGUCGCGCUCGGCGAGAUGGCGACCCUCUUCCCCGUCGCCGGCGCGUUCACGCACUAUGCCGCGCGCUUCGUCGACCCCGCGCUCGGCUUUGCCGUCGGCUUCAACUACUGGUACUCGUGGGCGAUCACCACCCCCACCGAGCUCGUCGCCUCGGCCAUUGUCAUCUCGUACUGGGACUCCAAGACCAACCCCGCCGUCUACAUCACCGUCACCAUGGUGCUCGUGUGGCUCGUCAACUUCUUCGGCGCGCGCGCGUACGGCGAGUGCGAGUUCUGGUUCUCGGCCAUCAAGGUCGUCACGAUUGUCGGCCUCAUCAUCCUCGGCCUCGUCCUCAUGUGCGGUGGCGGACCGAGCCACGACGCCAUCGGCUUCCGAUACUGGCGCAACCCGGGCCCGUUCAACCAGAUCGCGGCGGGCGACGGCGUCAUUGGCGGCCGCUGGGGCCAGUUCCUCGCCUUCUUUAGUGUGUUCACGCAGGCCGCCUUCUCGUUCAUCGGUACCGAGAUCGUCGCGACCACCCUCGGCGAGGCCCAGAACCCCCGCCGCACCGUCCCCCGUGCCAUCAAGCGUGUCUUCUACCGCCUCGUCAUCUUCUACGUCCUCGGCAUCUUCUUCAUCUCCGUGCUCGUCCCCUACACCGACUCGCGCCUCCUCGACGCGUCGGGAGCAGGUACCGCCAAGGCCUCGCCGUUCGUCAUUGCCAUUGAGAACGCCGGCAUCAAGGGCCUGCCCUCGGUCGUCAACGCCGUCAUCCUCGUCUCGGCCUGGUCGGCAGGCAACUCGGACGUCUACGCCGCCUCGCGUACCCUCUACGCCCUCUCCCUCCAGGGCCAGGCGCCCAGGUUCUUCCGCUACUGCCUCAAGAACGGCCUGCCCAUCUGGUGCAUCGUCGUCACGUCCCUCUUCGGCGCGCUCGCCUACCUCAACACCGGUGGUGAUGCCGCCGUCCAGGCCUUCAACUGGCUCUACAACAUCUCGGCCAUCUCGGGUAUCCUCGCCUGGUGGGCCAUCCUCUUGUCCUACCUCCGCUUCUACUACGGCCUCAAGCGCCAGGGCCUCUCGCGCGACAGCCACCCGUACAAGGCCCCCUUCCAGCCCUACCUCUCGUGGUACGGCAUCAUCUCCUUCACCAUCAUCAUGCUCUUCAACAACUUUGGCGUAUUCCUCAAGGGCAACUGGAAGGCGUCAAACUUUGUCGCCUCGUACAUCACCAUCCCCAUCUUUGCCGUCUGCUGGGUCGGCUGGAAGCUCCUCAAGCGUACCAAGCUGGUGCCCCUCGACCAGAUCGACUUUGUCUCGGGCCGCCGCCAGCUCGACGAGAUGGAGGAGAUGGACAAGGAGAUCUACGCCCCCGAGACGUGGUACCAGCGCUUGUCUUCCUACCUCUUCUAGGCGGCCAGGCGAGUCCGUGUCGUCUUGUAGUCAGUCGUCUCUUGCAGCGCGCUUCGCGUACGCCCUCACGUUACAUUAAUAUAGCGACAUCGUAACGCACUGUAGUCUUGUAUGCCAGUCAUUGUCGUGG
Molecule: messenger RNA, 1885 nt
Organism: Vanrija pseudolonga
Lineage: Eukaryota; Fungi; Basidiomycota; Tremellomycetes; Trichosporonales; Trichosporonaceae
Product: Lysine-specific permease
Exons: 3
Coding region: 28-1755 (575 amino acids)
Biological process (GO): amino acid transmembrane transport
Cellular component (GO): membrane
Molecular function (GO): amino acid transmembrane transporter activity
Source: RefSeq, a predicted model, not a curated record